AUGGUGAUACUGGACCUGGGCAUCUGGAUCAUUCCCUUCACACUGCUCAUCGCAUCAUGCAGGAGAUUGACGCAUCUCAUCGUCAAGCUUCGGAAACUGCAGGAGAGUGUGGGUGUGGGUGUGGGUGUGGUGGGCAGCCCCUAG
Molecule: messenger RNA, 144 nt
Organism: Spirodela intermedia
Lineage: Eukaryota; Viridiplantae; Streptophyta; Magnoliopsida; Alismatales; Araceae
Source: the annotation of a GenBank genome assembly